AUGCAUCCAUCUUUUCAAAUGCCAAUGUGUAUGCCUUUCCAGCCUCCGCAUGUGCCGUACGGUUACCAACCAUAUUGUUAUAGAAAUAUGAAUCCAAAUCCUUAUUUGAGUCAACCCCAUCAGCACUAUCCCUCUUAUCCUUAUUCUCAACAGUCAAAUAUUCGGUUGCCUCCAUUUUUACAACAACAACAACAAAAUAGUGUACAAUAUCAGCCACAAUAUGAACAUUCGUAUCUGCUUCCAACCCAACAGCCAUCUGUGCUUUAUCAAACGCCUCCUCCUCCUCCUCCACUACCACCACCACUCCAAGAUUCUCCAAAUGAAUCGAUGAAAUUAAUUCAACAAACACUGAAUGUUUCGUUCAACAAUAAUGGCAGUUGUGACAAUGAUGUUGAUGAUUUACUAUCAAUAGCAUUAGAAAAACUUAAUACAAAACUAAGUACCUCUGCUAAUUUGUCACCAGUAAAAACUGCGAUUGUUUCAAUCAAACAUUUCGAAAGUUUAACACAUCAUUCGACUCAAACGAUUCAUAAUGAUAAUGAUUUAUUGUUAGAAUAUGCAGCAAAAUGUCGUAAAACUUUUCAAGCGUUAUUAGACGAUUAUAAAUGUUUGUUAAACGAAGGAUUAUCUAUCACAGAUUCGUUAAAACGUUUAGCAACAACGGGCGACGUUUUGUAUCAUACAUUGUCCAUGCUGGUCUAUCUUAUAACAAUGCAUGAAGAUUCAGAUAGCGCGAAAGAAAAACCCGGUACAGAUACGCCGUUCACUACAGAAUUAAUUAAUGACUAUUGUCAGAAAAAUCGUAUAAAACUGCAACGAUAG
Messenger RNA from Didymodactylos carnosus, 822 nucleotides. The record is from the annotation of a GenBank genome assembly. NCBI's taxonomy places the organism in Eukaryota, Metazoa, Rotifera, Eurotatoria, Philodinida, Philodinidae.